AUCGUCAAUUGAAGCAUGAGGAUCAGAUCAACAAUUCAUUCCCAUCGCAAGUGCAAUGAUAAAUGCAAUUAGUGAUAUGUAGUUACGUGUAAUUAAUAUCACGGUGGAGAUAAGUCGCUUGUCUUAUUUUAUUUAUUAGACAACAAAUUCAGAAGCACUGGAUUUUACAACGUGAAAAUAUGGCGGGAUUGACAGCCAACACGAGUGUGUCCUCUUCAGAAUUGAACCACGAGAAGAGGACAAGGUCGAACAGCUCUGGAACAGCGUCGACACCAUCAUCUUCAUUCGAUUACGCACCUGGAGAUGCUGAUGACAGUUCAGGAAGUCGAGUAGCUGUUCCUUACAGUUUAAAAUCUGUGGAAGCUCUUCUGUCUUUAUCCAAGACAGCUACUUUGGACGAUUUAACCGAGAUGGUGGAGAAAUGUAAACAGAUGGUCCUGGAGAGUGAUCAAUGUACAGAAGAGAGGAAAUGGCUGGUGCGAAGACUAAUCGAAUUGAGAUUGAGAGCACAGGAAUUGCGAGAGACCUCCGACGUUAGUUCCUUAGAGACUCAGGUGAUAUUGGGGCAUCACCUGGUGCCCCAGAAGUAUCAGAUCUCGAGUUCAGGUCCUGUUUACUGCGAUCAUUGCAGUGCAGCCAUUUGGCUGAUGCUCCAGUCCUGGUACAUGUGUAAUGAUUGUGGAUAUUGCUGCCACUGGAAAUGCAUCACGGAUAUCCGUCGAGUCUGCGCUAAUGUUGUGGCAAGCGAAGCUGGAGGGUACAUCUUCACCAAGGAAAUCUGCCCUGAAAAGGGACUCUCAGCCCAGUUGUACAGAUGUGCUGAGUGUCACACUAAAAUCACUUUCACUAUCACAAAAGGUCUGUCAUUGCCAUGCUUUGGCAGUCCUUUCAGGCAAACAGAAUCUGCCUGGGUUGAGCCGAGACUCUGUGAUUACACUGGACUUUACUUCUGUCAAAGAUGCCAUUGGAACACUCCAGCUGUCAUUCCCGCUAGAGUAAUUAGGAAUUGGGAUCUUGAUCCGAGAAAAGUCAGUCGUUCUGCUUCACAAUUGCUUGGAUUAUUGAACGAACGACCAGUUUUGCCACUGGAAGAAUUAAAUCCCAAAUUAUUUACCCUAGUACCUGACUUGUCUCUGCUGAAGAGACUGCGAGAAGAACUCCAAAUGAUGAAAAAAUACUUGGUCUUCUGUCCAGACGCCGAUUUUCAGGGCCUCCCUUGGCGUGCAGGUCUUCGGAAUCACAUGAUCGAGAACUCUGGUAAUUAUUCUAUGAAGGAUUUAAUUGAUCUCCAGAAUGGAGUUCUCAUGGAGGAGAUACGUGUGGCGUACGAUGCCAUGAGGAAUCACAUAACGGAAUCCUGUGAGUUGUGCUACGCCAGGGGACACCUCUGUGAAAUAUGUGGGAACGAUGAGGUGAUAUUUCCUUGGGAUGCAUCUGCUGUGUGUUGUCACCAGUGCAAUGCCGUCCAUCAUCGGGUCUGCUGGUCCAAACGGAAUCACUGCUGUCCCAAAUGCGCGAGGAUAAAAAAACGAUUGACUAAGGAGAUUGAAAAUUGUCAGUCUGAUCAAGAAGAUUCUACUUGAUCGUCAUGAAUAACGAGAGAAAUCCUAUCAUUCAAUCUAUUCGCGAUUUUUUCAUCGAUAUGACAAUUUUUUCGUUUAGUAAUAUAUAUAUUUUUAACAGACGACACCAAUUAUUACUAAUACUAAAAAUGACAAAUGAGUUAUAUAUAAUUAUUUAAAUUAUUGAAAUCAUAAAUUUAUUACGUUAUUUGGAGUGAAUUUCGUUGGAAUUGUCACCAAACAGUGAAUAAAAUUUCAAAUGCGAAUGAUUUCAAUAAUUUUAAAUAAUAUUUUAGAGGAUUUAUAAUAAAUAUUGAC
This is a messenger RNA of Fopius arisanus, 1880 nucleotides long. It is a transcript of the gene DEF8, whose product is annotated as differentially expressed in FDCP 8 homolog. The record is from RefSeq and is a predicted model, not a curated record. The coding region runs from base 180 to 1583 and encodes 467 amino acids. The transcript has 6 exons. Lineage: Eukaryota; Metazoa; Arthropoda; Insecta; Hymenoptera; Braconidae.